AACCAGCCACAGGGCAGCAGGAGGCUCAGGUUGGUGCCGAGCCUGGAAGAGGAUCCAAGGAGCUGUGAACUCAGAGAUGGAGCGGCCCCAAUGUCUCCUGCUCCUGCUCUCCCUGCUGUCCUACCCCUCGACCCAUGCUGGUGCUUUGCGGAGUCAGAUUGUCGGGGGGCAUGAAGCCAAGCCCCACUCCAGACCCUACAUGGCAGCCCUGAAGUUUUCCAAUGGUUUCCUGUGUGGGGGGUUUCUGGUGGCCCCGAACUGGGUGAUGACCGCCGCUCACUGCAUGGGGGACAUCAGUGUCAUCCUGGGAGCUCACAAUUACCACAUCCCGGAGGCCUCCCAGCAGAUGUUUGCAGUUGAAAGCUACCAUCCGCACCCAGAAUACCAAGACAAUUAUGUGCCAUACAAUGACAUCCUUCUCCUAAAGCUGAGCCACAAAGCCCAACUGAAUAAAUAUGUCCAGGUGAUCCCCCUGCCCAAAAGCAGCAGCGACAUCCCCGCGGACACCAAGUGCAUCGUGUCGGGAUGGGGCCUCAUUGACCAAGAGGUAGCAACUUACAAGCUCUUUGAGACCAACGCAACCGCCCUGAGCCGAAGGAAAUGUCUCCUGUUCUACCCAGAGCUCAGCGACGGCAUGGUCUGUGCAGCCAGCUACCACAAGCUCAGUGACGUCAAUCACGGGGACUCCGGUGGCCCUUUGGUCUGCAACGGGGUGGCCCAGGGGAUCGUCUCCUACGGUUUCCAGUUCCCUCCCUCGGUGUACACUCGCAUCGCUCACUACCUGCCCUGGAUUCGAAAGACUAUGGGGCACUGACCGGAGAGGAAGAUGCAACAGCUUCUCCAGCAUCUGCAUGCUGCAUAGUCACUGGCUUUUCUCUCCCCCAGGCUGUUACCUGGAACUGUAGGGUCCACCCAACUCCUCCUUUUGGGCUGCCCGUUUCCUCAGCUUUCCUCAGCCAAGCAGCCCCCUCCUAGUUCAGAAUACACGUGAAUCCCACAAUGCUGGGGAGUGUUCCAAAGCACAUGGAUUGUGACGGGGUUCAGGCAAUCUGAAGGCUUUUGGGGAGAAAUGCUGACUCAUCAAAACCUAAACUGUUUGUAGCUAAGGGCUGGCUUUGAGGACUGUCCCAACAGAAGAUAUUAGGAUUUUUUUUCUAGAUUGCAAAAACUGGCUAUUUUGAUAUUUUCUAGGUGGAUCAUUUCGGGUUUGGGGAUGACGCCACUUUUCAUUUUGAAAUUUUAAUCAACUGAAAUGAAAGGAAAGGUAUCAUUUUUUUAAAAAAAAAGAGUUGAAAUCAAAUUUGAAAUGUUUUGAAAUUAACCAAAUUCUUUCAGCUGACCAGAUCUGAUUUUUUUUAAUUGCAGAUGAUCAGUUUGCAAAAAUUCACAAGAUUCCCACUUCUCACCCCAGUUUGAGAUGGACCCUCCCCCCCACCACUGCCCCAUUCCUUCUAUGCCCCUGCAGCGCUUGAGUGUAACAAGCAAGACAAUAAAUGAGCUCCUGCAUUUCAUAAA
Messenger RNA from Chelonoidis abingdonii (Abingdon island giant tortoise), 1515 nucleotides. Its product is annotated as mast cell protease 1A-like. Lineage: Eukaryota; Metazoa; Chordata; Testudines; Testudinidae. Gene Ontology annotation, molecular function: serine-type endopeptidase activity. The record is from RefSeq and is a predicted model, not a curated record. Gene Ontology annotation, biological process: proteolysis.